This is a messenger RNA of Rhincodon typus (whale shark), 2456 nucleotides long. RefSeq names its product interferon regulatory factor 8-like. The record is from RefSeq and is a predicted model, not a curated record. The transcript has 9 exons. Gene Ontology annotation, biological process: regulation of transcription by RNA polymerase II; immune system process. Gene Ontology annotation, cellular component: nucleus. Lineage: Eukaryota; Metazoa; Chordata; Chondrichthyes; Orectolobiformes; Rhincodontidae. Gene Ontology annotation, molecular function: protein binding; RNA polymerase II cis-regulatory region sequence-specific DNA binding; DNA-binding transcription factor activity, RNA polymerase II-specific. Bases 289 to 1668 code for a protein of 459 amino acids.
CUUGUGAUCGAGCGAGUCUAUAAAGGACAGGGGCAGGAGACUGGCAUUAGACAGUCAGAGUAGGCAGUGAGCUGGGUGACACUGAACUCACAAACAAACAAACAACUAACACAGCAACACAGCUGCUGCCAAACCGGGACCAGGAGCAGGCGAAACUUCAACUCCCCCACACCCUCCCUCCAUUCAUUCCUCCGUCUGUCCCUUUUCAUUCCUCUUCUCCAUCCCUCACUGUUCCUCUCUCUCUCUUUCUCCCCCUCCCGCCACCCCCCCCACCCCGUGUCUCUUAGGAUGGCUGGUGGGGUGAGGUGUACCCGUAAGCUGAAACAGUGGAUGAUCGAGCAAGUGGACAGCGAGAAGUACCCAGGCCUGGUCUGGGAGGACCGUAAACUCGGAAUGUUCCGGAUCCCCUGGAAGCACGCGGGCAAACAGGACUACAGGCACGACGAGGAUGCCGCUAUUUUCAAGGCUUGGGCCAAGUUCAAGGGGAAAUACAAAGACGGAGAUAAGGUGGACCCAGCCACUUGGAAAACACGGCUGAGGUGCGCUCUGAACAAGAGCACCGAGUUUGAGGAGGUGCCCCAGCGCUCCCAGCUUGACAUCUCAGAACCAUUCAAAGUCUACAAGAUUGUCGAUGAUACAGCUGUGAAGAAGAGGCCAUCACUCACCAUUGACCUGAAUACGGUGAAGAUGGAGGCAAAUGGGAGCAUUGGAGUUGAGAGCUCACAGCCCAGCUCCCCCAGCAGAGGGCUGGGGACCUCAGAGCAGCAGGAAGAGAGUGACGCUCCUGUACGUAUUUUCCAGCAGGCAAUGGGUGAUGAUCCACCUCCUGACUCCCAGCAGAUGGAGAGUGACAGCAGCUGUGAUCCUAGCUCAGGCUCCGAGAUGUCCACAAAUGAAGAAGGUUCCGCCGAAGUCACCUCACUGGAGUUGAGUGUGAUACCAAGCACUGAAGGCCUGAACGACUACACAAUUAGCAUCACCAGUUCGGUGCCAGCAAUCCUCCCGGAGAAAGGCCCAAAUUCCAUGUUCAUCACGUUCUGCUACGGCGGUGUGGAGGUCAGCACCGAAGUGACACGGCACGGCUGCAAGAUCUCGUCCUCGGCCCCCCUGACCCGCAGCGACAGCUCCUUCGGCUCGCAGGCCUUGGAGAAGCUACGCUUCCCAUCGACAGCUGCCAUCACCAGCCUGGAGAAGCGGAGGGCAACAGACGAGCUGCUGGCCUUCCUGGAGCGGGGAGUCAUGUUGGACAGCAACGCCAACGGGAUCUUCAUCCAGCGCCUGUGCCAGGGCCGGGUGUUCUGGACGGGGCCGUGUGGGCCUCAGCCCAACCAGACAAACAAGCUGGAGAGGGAAAAGGUGGAGAAGCUGUUUGACCGCAAGAAAUUUGAGCAGGAUAUGGAACUCUACCAGACGUCAGGUGGUGGUGUUAUGCCCCAAUACAAGGUCACACUGUGCUUUGGUGAAGAGCUCUCAGAGGCAGAUUCUCUAGCAGAGAAACUCAUCACUGUUCAGCUUUACCAGGUUGCCGCCAAGCAGCUGGUGGACCGAGAGCUGGAGCUCCAGACCGCCUCGUCGUUCAUCAUGAGCCAGCUGGGACCCGAGCACUUCAGCGAGCGUCUGGCGCACGCCCUCCAGGAGGCCUCCAACAGCCUGUACGGGAUCUCGUAAAGGGAAAGACCGGCCGGGGAGGCCGUUUGGGCGGGGUGGAGAGAAGUGAUGGGGGCUGGGGGGGAGGCAAGGAAAAGACAAAGAACAACCCAACGACCAUCCAUCUGUCUAUCGGCUCCAUCUCUUGGGGUCCCGGAUGAAGGAAGGUCGGUGGAAGAGGGGGCGGGCUUUGUAAGGUGACCGUUGGUGACGCGUGCGCGCGGGUGGGGCACGGCCUGUACCGCGUGCGAGGCAUGACCGUUGACGUUUGAAGACUCCCGAGAUGGCCGUCGCCUCCAUCCCUUGGUGUCCCGGAUGAAGGAUGGGAUGGGGAGGGAACGGUUUGUGACGAAAGCGGUGGGGGGGGCGGGGGGAGAGAGCAUAAAGCGACCGUUGGUGACGUAUUCCCCGACCACCCGUGGGCAGCGACCGUUACCCUUUGAAAAUUCCAAGAUGGCCGCCGCCAGGGAGGAGCAGUGCGCCCACUCUCCUCCCCGAAAGAAACCUUCUUUGUCCCGCUGUGAACUCCUACACCUUCCUAACGCGCGGGGGGGAAAGGAAAAAUACCCUGCCCCCCCCCAGCAUUCCCAAACCGGGUUUCCACCUCGGGAAUUGUUGUUGUUUACAUAUCUCCUCCUCCAGAGUGAGGGCUGGCAUCCCACUGGAAUCUACGUCCAUAUUAUCACCCCACCAACAUUCUCCUCCCCGUAAUCCAUUUGUUUUGUGUGUGUUUUGCCCCACCCAUCCCAAGCCAGGAUGAGUUCUAGAACUUUCUCCUUCCCCCACCUCCUCUCCCCUCCCUUCCUUUG